Messenger RNA from Drechmeria coniospora, 2952 nucleotides. RefSeq lists its product as uncharacterized. Gene Ontology annotation, biological process: mRNA splicing, via spliceosome. Gene Ontology annotation, cellular component: U2-type catalytic step 2 spliceosome; U4/U6 x U5 tri-snRNP complex; cytosol. Gene Ontology annotation, molecular function: GTP binding; U5 snRNA binding; GTPase activity. Lineage: Eukaryota; Fungi; Ascomycota; Sordariomycetes; Hypocreales; Ophiocordycipitaceae. The record is from RefSeq and is a predicted model, not a curated record. The coding region runs from base 1 to 2952 and encodes 983 amino acids. The transcript is spliced from 5 exons.
AUGGAUGACCUCUAUGACGAGUUUGGCAACUUCAUCGGCGAGGAGGCCGCGUCCGAGGAAGCGUCCGAGGCGGGCGUGAACGCAGGCGACUACCUGUACGAUGACGAAGCCGACAGACCGGAUGGGGGAGCAGGCGAUGAGCUGAUGGAAGUCGAUGAUGGCCCGUCCAAUGCCGUCAUCCUGCACGAGGAUAAGCAGUAUUACCCGACGGCCCAGCAAAUUUACGGCGAAGAAGUCGAAACGCGGGUCGAAGACGAAGAUGCCCAGCCCCUUACGGAGCCUAUCAUCGCACCAGUCGAGAUCAAAAAGUUCAACAUCGAAGAGGCGGACCUUCCCCCCGUCUUCUUCGACCGGGGCUUCAUGUCGGACUUGAUGAACUUUCCGGAACAGACGCGAAACGUCGCGCUCGCCGGUCACUUGCACCACGGAAAGACGGCCUUCAUGGACAUGCUUGUCAUGGAGACGCACGACAUCUCCGACAGACUAGACCGGCGGAGCGGUCGUAAACGCGACGAGAAGCUGCGAUAUACAGACACCCAUAUCCUGGAGCGUGAGAGGGGCAUCUCGGUCAAAUCGGCGCCCAUGAGCCUCGUCCUGCAGAGUACCAAGGGAAAAUCCCACCUCGUCAACAUCAUCGACACCCCCGGCCACGUCAACUUCGUUGACGAGGUCGCCGCCUCAUUACGGCUCGUCGACGGUGUUUGCCUCGUCGUCGACGUCGUCGAGGGCGUUCAGGUCAACACGGAACAAAUCAUCAAGCACGCCGUCUUGCAAGACAUGCCCAUGACCCUCAUCAUCAACAAGAUGGAUCGUCUCAUCCUCGAGUUGAAACUCCCCCCCAAGGAUGCCUACUUCAAGCUCAAGCAUGUCGUCGAAGAGGUCAACACGGCCAUCGCCAACGCCGCCCCGGCGAAGGCUGUUUCCAACCGCAUCAGCCCGGAGAAAGGGAACGUCCUCUUCGCUUGCACCGAUUUUGGUUGGUGUUUCACCAUCCAGUCCUUUGCCAAGAUGUAUGCCACCCAGUACGGCGACGUGAACGUCGACGAAUUCGCGAGACGGCUCUGGGGCGACGUAUUCUUCAAUCCCAAGAAGCGCAGCUUCACCAGAAAGCCCGUCGAGGACAACGCCUCCCGAUCCUUUCUUCACUUCAUCCUCGAGCCCGUCUACAAACUCUUCACCCACUCCAUCAGCGACAGCCCUGCCGAGUUGAAAACGGUUCUCGAGAAGCUUGGAAUUCAGCUGAAGCCCUCGCAGUACAAGGCUGACGCCAAGGUGAUCCUGAAGCUCGUCUGCGAGCAGUUCUUCGGCCCAUCCACCGGCUUCGUCGACAUGGUGGUGCAGCACAUUCCGUCGCCCGUCCGAGGGGCCGACCGCUUCCUCGAGCGUUACUACAGCGGCCCUUUGGACACCAAGAUUGCAAGCUCGAUGAAGGAGUGCGACGCCGACGGGCCACUCGUCGUCCACGUCACCAAGCUGUUCAGCAGUUCAGAUGCCAAAAGCUUCUACUCGUUUGGCCGCGUCUUGAGCGGCACCGCGCGACCCGGCAUGCCCGUGCGUGUUCUGGGCGAGGGGUACUCGCUGGACGACGAAGAAGAUAUGGUCUCGUCGUCGAUCGGCGAGGUUUUCAUCGGCGAAACGAGAUACAACAUCCCGACCGAUGGCGUCCCGGCUGGCAACCUCGUUCUCCUCGGCGGCGUCGACAACUCCAUCGUGAAGUCGGCCACCAUCAUGGCGCCAAAGCUUCCAGAUGACGAAGAUGCCUAUAUUUUCCGACCCGUCACCCACUUCACCGAAUCCGUCCUGAAAAUUGCCGUCGAGCCCAUCAACCCAUCCGAACUACCCAAGAUGCUGGACGGCCUGCGCAAGAUUCAAAAGUCGUACCCGCUCAUCAACACCAAGGUGGAAGAGUCGGGAGAGCACAUCGUCAUCGGCACGGGAGAACUCUACAUGGAUUGCGUCCUGCACGACCUGCGGCGUCUGUACGCCGACAUGGACAUCAAGGUUUCCGAUCCCGUCACCCGAUUCUGCGAGACGGUGGUGGAGACGUCUGCGACGAAGUGCUACGCUAUCACGCCGAACAAGAAGAACAGGAUCACCAUGGUGGCGGAGCAGCUCGAGAAGGGCAUCUCGACCGAUAUUGAGACCGGCGCCGUCAAUAUUCAGGAUCCUAUUCGCAAGACGGCCAAGCAUUUCGAGGACCAGCACGGAUGGGACAAACUGGCGGCGCGAAGCAUCUGGGCUUUUGGGCCGGAAGACAACGGACCGAAUAUCCUGCAGGACGACACCAUCCCCACGGAUAUUGACAAGAAGCUCCUGGGCACCGUUCGGGAGUCCAUCCGGCAGGGAUUCAGCUGGGCCACGCGCGAGGGGCCCUUGUGCGAGGAACCCAUCCGCAACACCAAGUUCAAGGUGACGGAUGUCGUGCUGGCCAACGAAGCGAUCUACCGCGGCGGUGGACAAAUCAUCCCGACGUCCCGAAGAGCGUGCUACUCUUCCUUCCUGAUGGCGUCCCCACGGCUCAUGGAGCCCGUCUACGCGGUCUCCGUCACGGGGCCGGAAGAUUCCUACAUGGAAGUGUACAACGUGCUGGCGCGGCGGCGAGGGCACGUGCUGUCGGACGGCCCCGUGGCCGGCACGCCCCUCUACCGCGUCAAUGGGCUCCUGCCGGUGAUUGACAGCUUCGGGUUCGAGACGGAUCUGCGGAUCAAGACGCAGGGCAGCUCCAUGGUCAGCAUGGUGUUCGACAGCUGGAGCAUCGUGCCGGGCGACCCCCUGGACCGGGAGCAGGUGAUACGACCGCUGCAGCCGGCCUCGACGCAGGCGACGGCGAGAGACUUUGUGCUCAAGACGAGGCGACGCAAGGGCUUGAGCGAGGACGUGAGCGUCAAGACCUUCCUCGAGCCCGAAUUCUACAGUUCACUGAUGGAGAGCGGCAUGCUGGGCGAUGCUUGA